Messenger RNA from Trichobilharzia szidati, 1154 nucleotides. The record is from the annotation of a GenBank genome assembly. Lineage: Eukaryota; Metazoa; Platyhelminthes; Trematoda; Strigeidida; Schistosomatidae.
GAAUACUCCAGUUAUGUAUGCUGUACUGGUAUUGCUGCUCAUUUUCCUGACAGCUGCAACGGAUACUCAGCGGCGAAAUAAGUAUGCUGCACAGAAUAAAGAAGUUGAUCCUAUCCCUGAAUCAGUACACAAGUAUAUAGAAGCAUACGCCAAUGCCUACUAUAAAGCGAAAACGGCUGAGUUCUCCAGACGCGAAAAAGCAGCAUCUUAUAAUACGGAAAAUGGUGACAGAUGGUUCAAAAACGAGGUCAAACGAUUGGAGGCUAUACACGAAGCUGGAUGGUUUAGAGAUUAUGUUAGACGUGUUGAUCCGAGAAACAGAUUUUUACAACAACAAAGUGAAGAGGAAUAUGCAAAAGCCGCCAGAACGCCCUCUCAAUUAGAUACCUAUAUGUCUGAAAAUCUCAACAUCAAUAAGGAAAUACUCAAUAAGUGGACCAGCAGAUUGGACCUUGACACUGAAGUCGACAAACAUUUAACGACAAACCGUCAGACAAACAGUCAACCAGAAAAUGUGAAUGAUAUACGAUCAGAAUUCAGAAAACUAGAACAGGAAUAUUACAAACAGAAAGCUGAAACAAACAACCUACUAGAGUUAGCAGUUCACGAAAGUCUAAACUCGGGGAAUGCCAACAAUGCGGCCUGGAAUAAAGUAAAACCUACAGCAGCAGUUAUAUCCUCUGAAGAUGAAAUCCUUGAUUAUGUUGAAAUUAUUGAAGAUUAUCAAUGGGAUUUGGUAGAAAUCGAAAACAAAAUCAGAACAGAAAGAGAUGGAAGAGCUAGGCAGACGUUGCUACAAGAGAAAGAAGAUACCAAACGGCAAUUAAAAGAAAAUGAAGAACUAUUAAACAGACUUCUAAAUUCAAAGGGUAAAGUCGUUGGCAAGGCAUUUGCAGAGGAUGUGAAAGUAAAACAAAAAGGCACUCAGAGCAAUAAAGCAUUGGAUAACUUUUACUCCCAUUUAUGGGAUUUAAAACACAAAGUCAUUAACCUUGAAGUUCUAAGAAUUAAAUACUUAAAAACAAUGUCUAAAAAUGAAAGAAUAACUGAAAUGAAACGUGCCAUGGAUGAAGAAAUCAAAAAAUGAAAGACCUGAGAUCAUUUCAAGGAGAUAAUCUGAAGAACACCGGACACCUAUUAUCCUCGUAAUAUUA